Molecule: messenger RNA, 891 nt
Organism: Cariama cristata (Red-legged seriema)
Lineage: Eukaryota; Metazoa; Chordata; Aves; Cariamiformes; Cariamidae
Product: protein-L-isoaspartate(D-aspartate) O-methyltransferase-like
Exons: 7
Coding region: 19-756 (245 amino acids)
Biological process (GO): protein modification process
Cellular component (GO): cytoplasm
Molecular function (GO): protein-L-isoaspartate (D-aspartate) O-methyltransferase activity
Source: RefSeq, a predicted model, not a curated record
CGCUGUCGUCUCCGUGGGAUGAGCUGUCCGCUGCCCGGCACCGUGCUUACACUCAUGGGACUGCUCUUCGCCAGAACCAUGGCCUGGACUUCAAGCGGAAAGACGCACCCUGAGCUGGUGAACAACCUCUACAAAAAAGGGAUAAUUAAAUCCCAGCGAGUCUUUGAUGUGCUCUUGGCUACUGACAGAGGUCACUACAUCAAAUAUUUCCCAUACAUGGAUUCUCCUCAAUCUAUCGGAUACAAGGCUACAAUCAGUGCACCGCAUAUGCAUGCCCAUGCACUGGAAUUGCUCAAGGAUCGGCUUGUGGAAGGUGCAAAAGCGCUGGAUGUUGGAUCUGGCAGUGGAUAUCUUACAGCUUGCUUUGCCAGGAUGAUGGGCCCGACAGGGAAAGCUGUGGGUGUAGAGCACAUUAAAGAGCUGGUACAUGAAUCCAUGAGAAAUGUCCAAGAAGAUGAUCCAACUUUGCUCAGCUCCGGCCGUGUAAAGCUUGUGGUUGGAGAUGGCAGGCAGGGAUACCCCGAAGAGGCUCCUUAUGAUGCCAUUCAUGUUGGAGCGGCAGCAGCAACUGUACCAAAGGAGUUGCUGAAUGAAUUGAAGCCAGGAGGUCGGUUAAUAUUGCCCGUUGGUCCCGAAGGUGCAAACCAAGUUCUGAUGCAGUAUGACAAAACCAGCGAUGGGCAGAUUAUUGAAACACAACUGAUGGGUGUGAUCUACGUUCCUCUGACAGAUAAGGAAAAGCAGUGGCCUCGGUAAAAAUUUGCUCUGCCUUCAGGAAUGCUUCUUCCUCGCAGCUAUCCCUGUGAGCUUGCUCUCAUUGACUGCUGGCUUUCUGGCUUUACUGACAGAGUCCUGGAUUCUAGCAGAUGCUGGUUGGAGGGGAAAAAAGAA